AUGGCUCCCUCUCUCAGCACGCACCCUUCUUUCACUAGACCUCGAACCAGCGAUCGUGAUGGCCGGCCCAGCACCCGCGACCAAGGCCCUGACCUGUUAAUUCCCAGCCGCACCUCGUCGCUUCAUUCUCGCAUCACCCAGCCAGCUCCAGCGACCCUCUCCCAAAAGGCGCAGCAACGUACCCCGAAAACACUCACACAUGCCUACAUGGUGUGUGGUGUUGGCCGUGAGCCCUCUCAAUGGGUCAAGGCCCCAGCUCCCGCUCAGGGCAAGAUUGGCCAUAUGAAGGGUGCUGUUGGUCAGUUCUGGCUCCCCGAGAUCUUGGGCAGCAGCCCCAGACUGGAACAGGACAACGAGAUUGCUCGUGCUCUGCACGCAGCUAUGAAGGCAUGCUUCCCCCACGAUGUUGAGAUCUGCACUGGCCGAAGCCAGCCUCACUGCGUCCACCAUGCCUUUGUUCUCCAGCAAGACUCCUCUCACACCCUUUACGGAAUUUCCCUCCGCGUUUGGUCCCGGGCUGAUGAAAAGAGAGCUGAGACCAUUCGCGACUUGCGAAAGAGGACCGAAACGGAUUUCUACGAUAACGUCGACGAGACCUACUGGAUCCCCUAUUGUCUUUCGUUCCUUUCUAGGUAUCCUCUGUACAAUCUUCUCGGCGACUAUCUCCGUGGCAUGUGGAUUCAUUGGAACAAGGCCACAAACCUUUUCCACGCUGAGGAGGUUUCCCGAAUUCUCAGCUUCCCGGCUCCUCGCCUGAACGACCUUGUCCGCAUCGACAUGAAGGACUAUGCACUCUGCUACCAAUUUCCCUCUUCGCCUACUGGCUUCCAGAACUUCGCCAUGUGGCCCCUCUUCACCUGCUUGUCUAUCCCUAACAUUGUUGGCGUGAUUGAGGCCGCCAUUUCACCCACUCGCCGCAUCAUUUUCGUCAGUCACUACCCGGCAAUGCUCACCAUGGCUGCCGAGACAGUUCGAUACUGUUCCCGUGUCUACGAGUGGAGUGGAUUGUACGUUCCAGUCGUCCAUGCCCGCUAUGCCCAGGAAUUGGCUCAGGAGCCUGGCCCAUACAUUUUGGGUAUCACUGCCGAAUGCCGCUCUCUUUUCACUGCUCCAACAGACGCGCUUGUGGUAGACCUCGAUCGUAACUUCGUUCUCACCUCGAACCCACCGACUGCUCUUUCACCGGGACAGCGCAACAAGUUUGUCUCCCGAUUGACGCAAGCCCUUAAUGGUGAUGUCAGCCCCACUGGCGUGCCACAGCACCUUCGCUCCGCCUAUGGAGGUGGCAAGCUUAUCCCUGCCGGCCAGAUUAUUGUCAUGCGCGGCGAGGUUGAGUCCAUCCAAGACCCUGAGUGGUGGAACCAAGACGCCGUUAUGGCUGUCAUGGAUCACGUGUGCGAGAAGAUUGGGCGCAACACCGGUAUCAAGGCCGUGUUUGGCGGUGCGCAGAAGAAGCCUCUGAUGACCAAGGUCUCCAUGCGUCACCUUAAUGAGAUUGUGCGAGAGCGAAACCAGUACUCGCGUGAUGCUUUGGAGGCCUGGCAGGACUUCAUCAACCUCAAGGGUCGUAUGGAUACUGAGUUGAACAAGGUCAACAAGCGUAACAACUACCUUGUCGAGGAGCUCGAGAGCUGGAAGCAGCAGUUCCUCAAGUUCCAGGCAUUUGCUGAGCAGCUCACCAAGGAGACCCAAGAUCUCAAGGUCAAGAUCGAGACCCAUAAGAAGGAGAACCGACGCCUUGCAGGGCUCAUUGAUCAACAGAAGGAUGACAAUGCGCGCCUCUCGGUCCGUCUCACUGGUACCGAAAAGCAGCGAGACGACGCCCUUGAGGCUUUGGUUCUGCAGCAGGAGAUUGCUGAGGAAUUGGAGCGUGAGCGCAAGAGAAAUAAGAAGGAACUGUCUCAGCUUCAACAUACCAAUGCUACUAUUCUCCGACAGCGAGACGAGGCCCGCCGUGUUGUGCUCCACCUGCGCAGCCUUGUUGGCGGCCAGAGCCACCAUCUGGAGCAUCUCAUCCAGACUCUUACCAGGCCCGAGGAUCUCCUCCAAGAGAUUGAACAGUACAUGGACGACGAGGAGGCCUACGCCGCUCAGGAGGCUGAGCAGAACGCAGACGCUGAUGAGAAGCGAACUAUCAAGGCUAUCCCUCAUGACCGACGACUGUCAGCCUCGAGCUUCAUUGAUGUUGCCGACAGACAUCUCAAGGAUAAGACAGACGCUAUUGCCCACAUUGUGCGCAACAUUGCAGAGCAAUGCCAGGCUGCUGUUGAGAGCCUUCAGCUCGCUCAGGACGCCGAGAUUCGCUCACGCCGUCGUGGCAGCAACCUCUCCACAGGACACAGCGAGGACUCUCAUGACGUCCACUCCGCUGCCACCUCGGAGACUGGUGACGACAGCCUGCUCCACCCAUCUGGACGAGCUUCCAGCAUUCCUCCUACACCAGAUCUGAUCCCAAACCGAAGUAGCACUGCGAUGUCGUACGCGUCAACAGCCGUAACCACACCGGAGCGUGGCAGUCAGCAGUUCACCGUUCGGGACGAUAUCCCUACAAAGAUCGUAGAGGAUGAGGAGGGAGAAUACGAAGAAUCACGAAGUGAUUCUCAUGAGAAUGGGGUUGUGUCGAAGCACACCAGCAAUCUCAUGCAGCGCCCUGCCGGCGCUAGAAUCAGUGCUCUGGGAGCCACUCGAUAA
Molecule: messenger RNA, 2691 nt
Organism: Clonostachys rhizophaga
Lineage: Eukaryota; Fungi; Ascomycota; Sordariomycetes; Hypocreales; Bionectriaceae
Source: the annotation of a GenBank genome assembly